CCAGCCAGGCCGCAUCCCCGCUCGCGCCGCCCGCCCCGGCUAAGCUGGCCCGCCCCUCGCUCCACGCCCGGCCUCCCUCGCUCCCUGUCAGACCGUGGCGGCCGCUGCAGCUCCGUGAAGCGACUGGCGCGCGCACCCUCACCCCUGCCGACCCGCGGCUCGUUCCACUCCGCCUUCCUCUCGGCCGCACGCUCACCCGCCUGAGGCGACAUGGCUCAAGCUCCCGUUAACUGCCCGAGCUACCCGGGCUCCGGGGAUGGCGAGGUGGGCAAGCUCAGGAAGGUUGCUCUCAUCACCGGCAUCACCGGACAGGAUGGUUCAUACUUGGCAGAAUUCCUGUUGGAGAAAGGAUAUGAGGUCCAUGGAAUAGUACGGCGAUCUAGUUCAUUUAAUACAGGCCGAAUUGAACAUUUAUAUAAGAAUCCUCAGGCUCAUAUUGAAGGAAAUAUGAAGCUGCACUAUGGUGACCUCACUGACAGCACCUGCCUGGUGAAAAUCAUCAACGAAGUCAAGCCUACAGAGAUCUAUAAUCUUGGUGCUCAGAGCCAUGUCAAGAUCUCCUUUGACUUAGCUGAGUACACCGCAGAUGUUGAUGGAGUUGGCACCUUGCGGCUUCUGGAUGCAAUUAAAACUUGUGGCCUUAUAAAUUCUGUGAAGUUCUACCAGGCCUCGACAAGUGAACUUUAUGGAAAAGUGCAGGAAAUACCCCAGAAAGAGACCACACCUUUCUAUCCAAGGUCACCCUAUGGAGCAGCCAAACUUUAUGCCUAUUGGAUUGUGGUGAAUUUCCGUGAAGCUUAUAAUCUCUUUGCAGUAAAUGGGAUUCUCUUCAAUCAUGAGAGUCCCAGAAGAGGAGCUAACUUUGUUACUCGAAAAAUUAGCCGGUCAGUAGCUAAGAUUUACCUUGGACAACUGGAGUGUUUCAGUUUGGGAAAUCUGGAUGCCAAACGAGACUGGGGCCAUGCCAAGGACUAUGUAGAGGCUAUGUGGCUGAUGUUGCAGAAUGAUGAGCCAGAGGACUUUGUCAUAGCUACUGGGGAAGUUCACAGCGUCCGUGAAUUUGUUGAAAAGUCGUUCAUGUACAUCGGUAAAACCAUUGUGUGGGAAGGAAAGAAUGAAAAUGAAGUGGGCAGAUGUAAAGAGACCGGCAAAGUUCACGUGACUGUGGAUCUGAAAUACUACCGGCCAACUGAAGUGGACUUUCUGCAGGGCGACUGCUCCAAGGCACAGCAGAAACUAAACUGGAAGCCCCGUGUUGCAUUUGAUGAGCUGGUGAGGGAGAUGGUGCAGGCCGACGUGGAGCUCAUGAGGACCAACCCCAACGCUUGAGCCCUCUGCAGAGACCCAAGAGACAUGGCGACAGUGCAGAGCCAGGGAACCAGAGUCCAGUCACUCCUGCCAACCAUGGACCCUCGACCUCCUGUGUCGCCCCUGCAUCCAGAGCUGGGCCACAGACGUUUGUAGACCCCAGGAUAGGACACUCCAGAGCUAAGGCCGCAUUGCUUUUGUCAAAGCCUCCUCCGAAUGGUUUUGGGAAAUCAAGAAGUUUUAAUCACAUAUUCAUUUUACUUGAAAUUAUGUCACUAGACAACUUAUAUUUUGGAGUCUUGAGAUUGUUUUUUCUCUUUUCUUAUUAAAUAAUCUUUCUAUAAACCAACA
Molecule: messenger RNA, 1659 nt
Organism: Apodemus sylvaticus (European woodmouse)
Lineage: Eukaryota; Metazoa; Chordata; Mammalia; Rodentia; Muridae
Gene: Gmds
Product: GDP-mannose 4,6-dehydratase
Exons: 11
Coding region: 211-1329 (372 amino acids)
Biological process (GO): GDP-mannose metabolic process
Molecular function (GO): GDP-mannose 4,6-dehydratase activity
Source: RefSeq, a predicted model, not a curated record